Messenger RNA from Spodoptera litura, 1069 nucleotides. It is a transcript of the gene Pcna, whose product is annotated as proliferating cell nuclear antigen. Gene Ontology annotation, molecular function: DNA binding; DNA polymerase processivity factor activity. Gene Ontology annotation, biological process: mismatch repair; translesion synthesis; regulation of DNA replication. The record is from RefSeq and is a predicted model, not a curated record. Gene Ontology annotation, cellular component: PCNA complex. NCBI's taxonomy places the organism in Eukaryota, Metazoa, Arthropoda, Insecta, Lepidoptera, Noctuidae.
UUAAGCUGGCUAGUGGCUUGUCAAUUUGGUGAGGUCAGCGACUUGGGACGCAGCGUGCCUUAUUUCAAUAAGUUUAUAUUUUACUGUAGUGGGAAUCAAUCAAUAUAUCCAAAAUGUUCGAAGCGCGUCUUCUCCGCAGUUCCAUUUUGAAGAAGGUGUUGGAAGCGAUCAAGGAUCUGCUCACACAGGCCACAUUUGAUUGCGACGACAAUGGGAUACAAUUGCAGGCAAUGGACAACUCUCAUGUGUCACUGGUUUCCCUCACACUCAGAGCUGAUGGCUUUGACAAAUACAGAUGUGAUAGGAAUAUCUCCAUGGGCAUGAAUCUAGGAAGCAUGUCAAAGAUUCUGAAGUGUGCUGGCGACAAGGACACAGUAACAAUCAAGGCACAGGACAAUGCAGACACAGUCACAUUUGUGUUUGAGAGUCCCAACCAAGAGAAAGUGUCUGAUUAUGAGAUGAAGCUCAUGAACUUGGAUCUUGAACAUUUGGGAAUUCCCGAGACUGAAUACAGCUGCACCAUCAGACUGCCAAGUGGUGAAUUCGCGCGUAUCUGCCGUGAUCUCUCACAGUUUGGAGAGUCUAUGGUGAUAUCUUGCACCAAAGAAGGAGUCAAAUUCUCAGCCACCGGCGACAUUGGCUCAGCUAAUAUCAAACUAGCGCAGACAGCGUCAAUCGACAAGGAGGAGGAGGCAGUAGUUAUUGAGAUGGAGGAGCCAGUCACUCUCACAUUCGCCUGCCAGUACCUCAAUUACUUCACUAAAGCCACAUCACUCAGUCCGCAGGUACAACUUUCAAUGUCGGCUGACGUACCACUUGUCGUCGAGUACCGCAUUCCAGACAUUGGUCACAUUCGCUAUUACCUAGCACCCAAGAUUGAGGAAGAAGAUAGUUGAACUAGUUUAAUUAUAAUUAUGUGUUACUUGGUAUACAUUUCCACACGUUCUUUCCAACAUCAUGUUUCAUUACCAAUUUCUCAAUACUAUAACUUCGUACACUGUGUGUAUUGCUGAAACUUGUGAUAGAUAUAUUUUUUGUAAGUACUAAUAAAUACAUUUGUCUAAAACUA